This is a messenger RNA of Lathyrus sativus (Indian pea), 378 nucleotides long. The record is from the annotation of a GenBank genome assembly. Lineage: Eukaryota; Viridiplantae; Streptophyta; Magnoliopsida; Fabales; Fabaceae.
AUGAAUUCUUGUAGGAAACACUGCCGAUUCGGAACACUUGAUGUUGAAAAAGUGAAGGAUAAAAUUGUGAUAUGCCUUGAAGAUGAAUAUCUUGGAACAUUUCAUGCAGGUGCAGAAGCUUUUUCUGCAGGAGCAGUAGGAAUGAUUUUGGUUACUGAAAUUGAUAGCUUCUAUGAUUCUACUGCAUACCCUCAUAUUUUACCUACUUCAUAUGUCAAUUAUACAGAUUCUCAGUAUAUUGAUUCCUACAUCAAAAGUGAAAAGAACCCUGUUGCUUACAUAACAAAAGCAGUAACAAAAACUCUGAUAAUUCUAGCUCCGGUGAUUGCUUCAUUCUCAUUUUAUAAUACCUAUAAAUUGGUUAUGCUUUUAACAUAA